Messenger RNA from Odontomachus brunneus, 2761 nucleotides. RefSeq names its product U4/U6.U5 tri-snRNP-associated protein 1. The record is from RefSeq and is a predicted model, not a curated record. Lineage: Eukaryota; Metazoa; Arthropoda; Insecta; Hymenoptera; Formicidae. Gene Ontology annotation, biological process: mRNA cis splicing, via spliceosome; maturation of 5S rRNA. The transcript has 11 exons. Gene Ontology annotation, cellular component: U4/U6 x U5 tri-snRNP complex. Bases 210 to 2444 code for a protein of 744 amino acids.
GCAGCUUUAACGCAUCCGUCGGAAGUGACGCAGCCAAUAUGGCGAAGUGAGAAAGAGGUGUAUCGAGGUAGUUUACAGCGUGUUUGCCGUACUCAGAUACCUUGAGUUACUCGAUACUCUGGCUCGUAAUAGUGAUAUUUAAUCAUUAUAAAGUUAUAAGUAAGUAAUUCUAUAAUUUCCACAAGUGCAUUAAAUCCAAAACGUCAACAAUGGGUUCUAAUAAGCGUCACAAAACCGAAAAAUCUCGUGAUACUAAAAAGAAGCGUCACCGCAGUCGCUCUAGGAGCUACACGCCCGACCGUGAGAAAUCGGAGAAGCACAGGCAUCACAAGAAGCACAGAAGGAAAGAACGCAAGGACUAUGACAGCGAUGUUGAGAUCGUUAAUGCACCACCACCACCAAAAAUAUCAAAGUCAUCGCACCCAUCGACGCCUCCACCACCUGAAAUUUCCAAACAGCGCAGUCCAUCUCCCAUUAAAGGUGGAGCAGCACAAACCUCUUUAUCUAUCGAGGAAACCAAUAAACUUCGUGCAAAAUUAGGCUUGAAACCAUUAGAAGUUGAUAACACAUCUAAAGAUGAUCCUAGUAAAAUUAAGGAUGAUUUGGGAGAAUUCUAUCACAAACCUGCACCAAAUAACAAUGAAAAAAUAAAAGCAGAGAAACUAAGAGAAAAACUAGGUACCCAAAAGCAAAAACGCCAGAUUGAAGCAAAUUUGUCCAAGGUAAAAUCUUUGGGUGAAUAUGAUUCUGAUGAUGAUACCCACACAUGGAUCACUAAGUCCAGGCAAUUGGAGGAAGAAAAAAAGAAAGCAGAAGAAAGAGCAAAAAUGUUAGAUCAGUUGGAUGAAGAAUUUGGAAUUGGAAACUUAGUCAAAGAAGAAAUACAUACUGCUCGUAACACAGCAUAUACAGAGAAAGAUUUAAAGGGUCUUAAAGUUGAACAUAAUGUUGAAACAUUUGAGGAAGGUAAAACUGUGAUCCUAACAUUGAAAGAUCAAGAGGUAUUAGAUGAAACUGGUGAUCUGCUUGUAAAUGUGAAUAUGAUCGAUAGUGAACGUUACAAACGUAGCAUCUUAAAUAAAACUAAAAAACCUACGUAUGAUCCAUACGAUGAAGAAAAUUUCGAUGAAUAUGGACUUCCUAAAAGUAACAUUCUGGAAAAAUACGAUGAAGAAAUCGACGGCGAGAAAAAGGAUAAUUUUGUAUUGGGCAUUAAUAACUCUGUGGAGUUGAAACGACGUCAAGUAGAAACUGUGAAGCAACGUUUAGCAAAUAAAAAGCUAGAAACCUUGCAAAUGGCCGAACCAAAAUUAGCCAGUGAAUAUUACAAUGAAGAAGAGCUGGCAAAGUUUAAGAAACCAAAAAAGAAGAUUCGUAAAAUUAGAACAAAGAAGAAGUUGAAGGCUGAUGAUUUACUUCCUGUUGAUAAUGACUAUCUUCGGGAUCUUGGAAGUAGGAGAAGGAAGAAACCAGAAGACUCUAAAGAUAAUGAUGCUUUAGAUGUUGAUGAUUUAGAAGCUCCUACAGAAGAUCUUACCGGAGUAAAACUUGAGGAAGAUGAUAAGGAAUUGGAGUUACAGUUGGCUUUGAAGAAAGCUCAGCGCUUGAAGGAAGGGCAUCCAAGCAUUCAAAAAACGGUUGAAACGAUAAAACAGGAAUUAAACUCAGAGGAGAAUCAGCCUGGCAAUAUUGUUCUUAAUGCUACUGCAGAGUUUUGCAGAACCUUAGGAGAUAUACCUACAUAUGGACUUGCUGGAAACAGGGAAGAGAAUGGACAAGAACUUAUGGAUUUUGAAAUGGAUGGAAUUAAAGAUGAGCCACCUGCGAACGAAGACGAAGACGAUGGUCGUGGUGCCUGGAACACAGUGCAUUUAGACGAGAAUACUUCGGAACCAGUUGUGAUGGAGGCAGCAAUUCUGGAUGCAGAGCCUUCACUUGGGCACGGAGUAGGUGGCGCUUUAAAAUUAGCAAUGAGUAAAGGUUACUUGCAAAAAGAAGACAGCAAUCGACCGUCAGCGUCACGAUUUGCACACUUGCAAGCUCAGAAUUAUUCGAUAGAGGAUAAAACAUACGGAGAUGACGACAAAUUUGGCCGAAGGGAUCGCUUUAACGGACCGACAUCUGAUUUCAAAGAGAAGGACAGUUUCAAGCCAAACGUUAAGCUUGAGUAUAUCGAUGAUGAUGGUCACGUUCUAAGUGCCAAGGAAGCUUUCCGAUAUUUGUCACAUAAAUUUCAUGGAAAAGGUCCUGGAAAAAAUAAGGUGGAGAAGAGAAUGAAGAAAGCUGAACAAGAAGUUCUCAUGAAGAGGAUGUCUUCAACGGAUACUCCUUUGGGCACACUCAAUUUACUGCAAGCAAAACAAAAGGAAACUCAAUCACCAUACAUAGUGCUCAGCGGCAGUAAACAGAUGCAAACGACAAGUAUAUCCAAAACGAAACAUUAAGGAAUAAAAACGCAAGGAAAAAUAGAAAUUGUAUAUAAUCUCGUAUAUAGCGUAGUAUCUGGAAGUAUAAUAAAAUUCAUAAUCUCCUGCAAUAAAGAUGCAAACCAAAAGUUUAAGAGAAGAGGAUAGUGAUUUUCUUUCAAUGAUGAAAUUAUGGACAUGGUAGCAAAAAUAUGUUCAAAUAAAAGUUCCGAAACUCAACUACUUUGCAUCUCUGUACCUUACCUGGAUUCAAAAUGUAUCAUCUAAGAACAUAAGUGAAAGUAAUAAUUUUAUAGAACAUUGUUUUAUGCAAUAAAGCAAACUUCACAAACACA